Messenger RNA from Macrobrachium nipponense, 1439 nucleotides. RefSeq names its product dnaJ homolog subfamily C member 10-like. Gene Ontology annotation, biological process: IRE1-mediated unfolded protein response. NCBI's taxonomy places the organism in Eukaryota, Metazoa, Arthropoda, Malacostraca, Decapoda, Palaemonidae. Gene Ontology annotation, molecular function: protein-disulfide reductase activity; oxidoreductase activity, acting on a sulfur group of donors, disulfide as acceptor; misfolded protein binding. The transcript is spliced from 9 exons. The coding region runs from base 168 to 1439 and encodes 423 amino acids. Gene Ontology annotation, cellular component: endoplasmic reticulum lumen. The record is from RefSeq and is a predicted model, not a curated record.
ACUUCCACUGACGUUCAGUAGAGAGAGUGUGAGGGCCGAUUAAGGACUUAGUGUUUAUGUACACUUGUCAGUCGGUGGUUGACAGGAUUCGUGACCUGUGACAGUUAUCUUUUACUGUAGACUUGUAUUUGAAGUUGAACGACAAUCGUUAACGUUAUUCUGAAGAAAUGAAUUUGACAUUUGUGGUGUUCUUUGCUGCUAGCUUCCUUUGCACGUUUACACAUGCUGAGGAUUUUUAUGAGAUGCUUGGCAUCACAAAAAAUGCAGACCAGAGAGAAAUACGUAAAGCUUUCAAAAAGAAGGCUCUAGAACUGCAUCCUGACAAAAAUACUGAUGAUCCAGAAGCCCACAACAAGUUUGUUCGAAUGAACAGAGCCUAUGAAGUUCUUAAAGAUGAAGACUUGAGGAAGAAGUAUGACAUGUAUGGUGAGGAAGGCCUUGAAAGUGACAGGUCUGGACACCAGUACCACUCUUGGAAUUACUACCAUGAUAAUUUUGGUAUUUAUGAUGAUGAUCCAGAGAUCAUCACACUUAAUAAGGCAGAUUUUGAGCAAAGUGUGACAGGAUCUGAAGACAUAUGGUUUAUCAAUUUUUACCAUCCAAUGUGUUCACAUUGCCACACUCUGGCUCCAGUGUGGCGUGAAGUUGCCCGUGAGCUCGAGGGUGUGGUUAGAAUUGGAGCCGUUAACUGUGAUGAUGAUUACCAUUUGUGUAAUGCACAAGGAAUUGGCUCUUACCCAUCGCUUAUAUCAUAUCCAGCGAGGACAUUCUUCAGGCAAGAGAAGAGUAAAGAAAACUUGAUCAACUACAUGCUGCAAAAAGUGCAGUCUAAAACUUUCAGACUGAGUUCUGGCAGUUGGAAAACUGUAAUAUCAAGAGAAGAUAAUUCCAAGAAGCCUUGGCUUGUCAUUUUUUAUGAGUAUGCUGAUGAAGUAGAGGACUUUUGGAUUACGCAAACGAAACUUAGUGCUAUUUUCGAUGGCUUAGUUAAUAUUGGUGACGUUGUUUGCUCCCAAGACCAUAAACUGUGUUCCAAAUUUGACAUGAAGUCUGGCCUGAAGUUCUUUGAUGUUGAUAAAAUAGAAUCUGGUGAGGGAAAGCUAAUAUCUAGUCUCGAUGCCCAAGAAAUUGCUCGAGAGAUACUUGCUCUUCUCCCAGAGAUGACCCUGCUGGAUGAAUCCUCUUACAAAAACAUAAGGCAAAAGCUGGAUUCCAGGGAAGAGAAUGUGUCUUGGCUUGUCCAAUUUAGCAGCGGCAAUGACGAUGAUACACUUGAGAUCCGCAAAUUACCUGCCCUUCUCCCCUCUCUUAAUCUGGGGCGGAUUGAUUGCUCUACUAUGAAAGUGCAGUGUGAUGAUCUUUACAUUGCAAAGACUCCAACAUUUAUUCUGUUUAAACCUGGUGGCGGCUAUGAAUUACACCAUGUAAGAAAUAUGUGA